Molecule: messenger RNA, 9097 nt
Organism: Alosa sapidissima (American shad)
Lineage: Eukaryota; Metazoa; Chordata; Actinopteri; Clupeiformes; Clupeidae
Product: zinc finger protein 1035
Exons: 5
Coding region: 521-8371 (2616 amino acids)
Source: RefSeq, a predicted model, not a curated record
GCCCCGUAGAACGAGGGCGGGUUCAUUUGGUUCCUUCCUUCCCCCUUAUUGGCCCAAUGAUUCCGUGUCGUGAAACGUCGUGGGUUCUCUACAUUGUCUGUGAAAUAGGCGAAUUCAAGGAAAAUGGGCGACGACGGCACGAAAGACCAACAGUACUAAUUUAUCUAAACAGUUUGAUCGAUCUUACGCUUGAAAACGAGUGCAUUAUUUGCCACCUGGACUAGACACAAACCAACUUCUGUCCUGAGAAAGAAGAGAGGGAGGGGGAACCAUUGAAUUAGACCAGCCAAGCUGGCUUGGCCUUGACCAUCAUUCGUGUGGUCGAAUAACUGUCAACAGUACAGGGGCUCGGCUUGCCUGAGGACAUACGCUUGUGACCUGAAACUGGAUUUCAUAGGAGCGAUUCAACAGGUCACCUGACAAAUGAAGCUCAUCUGUGUCAUUGCUGUGGUUGUGAGACUACAGGUGGAAAAAGGCUUGGAAACUGGAAUGUUCCUCUCCUCUUGAAAGACCAGACGGCAUGGCUCAUGGAUUGGAUAAAUGCUGCCCGAAUCCAGUAGCUGAUCCAAUGGCUUUGGGAGAACUCCAGAGCCCAAAAGAGAAUAUGGAGGCUCAGACUAACAGUCAGUUGAAGCAGGAGAGCAACCAUGCUUCUGGAAUAUAUCAGAAGACUUCCCAUACAGACUUAAAGACUGUUGCUGAGACAGCAUUGGAUUCAAAUCCUUUGGGAAUAGACUUUUUAAAAGACGGAGGUUGCACUGCAUUGACUCCCACAAAGUCUCCUCUUUUGGGUGAUACUGUUCCAGAAUUUGAUGUUGAGACAAACCUGCAGGCUCCAAAAGAUGACCUUCCUUCAACUGCAGCCCUUCUGGAUGGAUACUCGGAUGUUAGUAGCUGCUCUGAACCAGACGAUGAAGGGACUUUGAAUUACGAUGAGAUUUUUGAUUCUGAACAAAUUGCAGAAACCCAUGAGACACUGUCAGCAAAGAACAUCAACAAGGUGGAGUGGCCAUCGGAUGAAGAUAAGAGAAUCACAUCAAAGCCAGACAUUUGUGAAAGUGCAACGUUGGGUUGUAAGAUGAAAAAUCAGAAAGUGGUACAAGAAGACAGUUUACAGGAGGAUCAGUACUCAAACAUUAGUAGCCCAGAACCAGACGUUGAAAGGGAGACAUCCGAUCUUAAAGAUGAAGUACAAGAUCUCAAAAAGGAUCUGUGUACUACUGAAAGUGUGUCAGAUCUUGCUCUGGAAACUCAAAAUUCUGGAGAUUGUCCACUCACUGCUGAUGCCCAUGAGAUGAUCAAGGAACCCAACACUAAUCCUGUUGAUCUCCAAAAUGAAGAUGAUGCCGUGGACGGUAAUAUGGACAUACUGACAACUGACAAUGCUCCAAAGCCCACAGAUGAAGUCCUUGAGACUUUGCCAACUGUUCCCACUCCUGGUCCUCAAGAACAUCCCACAUCACAGUCACUACAAACAGAGACACUAGAAUCUGGUCAUGAUUAUGGGAUCAGAAAAGGAAAAGAUGGCUGUCAAUUCACCACUGGUCUUGAGAUGCAGCACAGUAGUUUUGACUUUCUUGAAACUUGCCUGAAAAACUCAGAAGUUGGCCUCAAGUCCAGUUUUAACUCUCUACAGAAUUCAGAGAUUACAGAUUUAUCUGUCUGUGAGGAACCAAACCAAACCCAACCAGAACCACAUAAUCCUAGACAAGGACCUCUUACACAAGAUGAGCAAAAAGCAUUAGAUACUUUUGCUGACUCAUUGGAUCCCUGCAAUAGUAAGUCACAAGGUAGAGAGGCAGAACAAGAUCAAAUAGAAUUUAGUGGAGAUGUAACAAAACAAGAGGACUUCAAACAGCGUGAAUCCAGUUUAAAUGAGAAUGACAGCAGUCACCUUUCUGAAGUUGCACGUCUAAUAGAAUCACAUGACAUGAAGAAGAAGUUGGAUCCUGUUGUGGUUUUAAACUACAAGGAGCAAAAUGACAGCCAGGUUGGGGUUUAUCGUUGUGCACAAUGCAGUGGAACUGCAGAAAGUUUAGAUGAUCUAAUCGAACACCAUCAUCAGCACUCUCAGCUCCGUUUCCAAUUCUGUCACACCUGUGGAUGCUAUCUUACUAAACUUGCAGAACGUCAUAGGUGUGGACAUCAUGAGCUGGAAGGACCUCGAGUCUUUUCAAAAGCAGUGCAACACCAGAGCAGUGAAGACUCUGAAAAGCCCACCAAGGCAACAACGUAUAAAUGCAGUUAUUGUCCCCUCCUGUUUAGUAAAAUGGAAGGGUUGCUCGUACAUGAACUAAAACAUAAAAAGAAGACGCCAUAUAGGUGUCAUGGAUGUGGCUUAUAUUUUACCCAGGGUGGUUCCCUGAAGCGGCACCUACGGUUAAAUAGAUGUGUCAAUUUAAACUCUUCCGAGAGGAAAGCAAUGCCCCACACUAUGAAGAGAGUGAUGAAAACUGCAGUCAAGACUUCAGAUGGCACACUUGGUGAAUGUUAUGUAAAGCUUGUGGAUAUCUACAAGAGAGACCCAGUAUCCCCUUCAAACAUCUGCAACAUAUGCAAUAAAGUCUUCAAGCUUCGUGCACAGUACAAUUCACACAUGAAGACACACUCUAAUGAGAAACCUUUCAAGUGUAAAGACUGCGACAAGGCAUUCAAAUACUCGUGGAACCUGAAUAGACACAGAAGAGAGCAGUGUGAUCGGAAAGAGGAGCUGUCUCAAAAGCCCAUGUCAUAUGAACAAGAACAGGAGAUGAAGGACACUGCACAGGAGACCAAUGCUUCCUCUCUUGGCACAUUGUCCCAUAAAUUCAAGUGUCCACUCUGCCCUCGUGCAUUCAAAUAUUCCUACAAUCUUGUCCGACAUCUGCGUGUACAGUGUCUCAAAGAGUACACAAAAGCAGGUGGGAAGGGAAAGACCAGCAGUGGGUACAAGUGUCCACUCUGUGGUGUUGUUUUUACCAUCGUCUGUAAUCUGGCUAGACAUAUUAGAAAAACCUGCUUACCGCUGUAUAAAACAAACAAAAUCAGUAAGAUGACGCAAGAAAUAAAGAGUGAGGGUUUAGGAAGAAAGUCCAAACCAAAGGUUUCAAUGAUUAAGAAAUUACCACCCAGUGGCACAUACUAUAAAUGCAAGUUAUGUCCUGCUGUUUUUUCUCAUUCCUCUGGAUUAUUCAAACAUUCAAGGAAACAUAGGCUGUCUGCCAAGACUGGAAAGCCAGUCAGGUACAGAACUGCAAAUCCUGAUGAUUUGAAAGUGACUAAUUCAGACCAGAGACCAGAAGAGAAGUUGUCUUGCCGAUUUUGUGGAAAACGCUUUACAGAAUCGCUCUCCUUGAAGAAACACAUGGCUCAGCACAAGGGAGACAAACCCUACAACUGCCAGCAAUGUGGUAAACGUUUCAAAAAGCAUGCCUAUUUGAUUGCCCACGCUCAGAGUCACAAAAGAAAGGUACAGUGUUCAGUCUGCAACAAAAUCUUCCCCACCAUUGCUGAUUUGUUACAGCAUAGAGCGUGUCAUGACAACAAAGGAAUGCUGAAGUGUCCAGACUGCCAAAUGGAGUUCAGAUUUCCUGUUUACCUUUUAAGACACUUGGUGACACAUGAGCGCAGAGACAAGCAGGAGGCAAAUCAAGCCAAGAAGGCCACACUUCAGCCGGUUCAAGAGCCAGCCAAAAAACUCAAGAAGCCCAUAGCCAGCAAAGAAGAUUUUAGGUGUUCUCUAUGCCAAAAGUCUUUUGUGGAUGCAAAAGCAUUGGCAGAUCACUGCUUAAGUCACUUGCCGAAAGCAUCAUCAUCAAAAUGUCAGUUCUGUAAACGCCACUUUAGCAGUCGUGCCGCUCUAGUCCGCCACAUUCGCAUUCAUACAGGGGAGAAACCUUAUCCUUGUAAAAAAUGUGGCCAGUACUUUCAUCGGAUGGAGCCGCUCAAGUCCCAUAUGGAGCAUUGCAAGGGUACGAAGGGGAUCACUGAGGCAAGAGACACACCAGUCACAGUAAAGACUGAAAAAAAAGAGUUGAAACAUGGCUUAUACAAAGCUAAAAAACAAUUUGCGUGUCCACAUUGCCCACACUCUUUUGUAUGGGCAGGUAGUCUGACCAAGCACUUGAAUGGCCACAAGUUAAAACUACUUGUCCCUUGCUCUAAAUGUGGGAGGUGCUAUAGAAAGAGAAUAUUAGACUAUCAUGAAAAGGAAUGCAAUGGAGAGAAAUCCGCCACAGUUAUUUUGUUCCCAUGUAAAAAGUGUGGCAAAUCUUUCAGUCGGAAAGACAACAAAAAUGUGCAUGAGAAAAAAUGUAAAGACGCUUCUCUCACAACAAAUCUUAUUAAAAAGAGCUCUCAAGAGAUUGGGACUGCUCUGAAAGAUAAGCUGGCACAUAAAUGUCCUCACUGUCCAAAGUCUUUCAAAUACAGAAGUUUUUUGCUGAAACAUCUUCCUUCACACUUGGCAGAAAAACCAUAUACAUGUAUGCAUUGUGGGCAUAAAUAUGCGAGCCAACGGCGAUAUCUUCAGCAUGAAGCUUUCUGUGAUGGAAUAUUUAAAAGGAAGUCGAUACCUCUUCAGGAAAUUAUGAAAACUAAGUCCGUGGUCAAUACUUCUCAAGAUGGAGCAGCCACAGUUGCUGCCGAUGGUCAGUACGGAUGCAAAUUCUGUAAUAAGAACUUUUCCAAAGCCAGGAACCUCAGACGUCACAUCCUCACCCACACAGAUGUAAAACCAUACCGCUGUAAGACAUGUGACAGUUGCUUUUCCAGGUAUGAUCAUCUUAAGGUACAUCAAAGUCGAUGCAAAGGGAAGAAGCAAAGGCUUGAAGUCCGUGUCCCCAAGAUAAGCCCCAAGCAUGUGGGGACUGGCUGGCAAAAUUCUUUACGAGUAAAACAAGAGGUUUUCCAGUGCAACACCUGCUCAAAAGAGUUCUCUAGUCAAAUUAAUUUGGCCCGUCAUACGUCCCUGGUGCAUACUACAUCCAAACCAUUCAGUUGUAAACGCUGUGGCUCAUCAUUUUCUUCCUCGUCGUCACUGAAGAAACACACUUUGCUGGUGAAGUGCAAAAGAGCGUCACUGAACAGUGCUGCUAAGACUGUCAAUGCAAAAGUUACAGAACAGCAGUGUAGGGAAACGGCAAAACUCCUACAGAGAAUACAAGGGCAUUAUUCAAAUAAAUUGAAGUAUUUGUGUGCCUACUGCCCCCGACGAUUCAAGAGUCGAGGGCAAGCACAGGUGCACACCCGUCUUCAUACUGGAGAGAAGCCCUUUGGUUGUGAAAACUGUGGAGAGCGAUUUAUCCGACGUGACUAUUUGCAGCGGCACUUGGUCAAAUGCACCUCAAAAAGAGAGGGUACUGAAAAAACCCUCUGUGAACGAUGUGGCCAGUUGUUCCCACAAGAUGUACUUCAAAGCCAUAAAUCAAGCUGUGUUGUUAAUAGCAAAGAAAACAAUAAGGAAUUGCAGACCAAAUCCAGCCCCCCUCUAAAGAUUAAGACCUUUUCUUGUACAAACUGUAGUGAAAAGUUUUUGUUAUUCUCACAACUGCAACAGCAUUUUCUCAGUACACAUAGAGAAGACACGUUACAGAAGCCAUAUCUUGUGUCUGAAGAUGUGUUUAUUAAAAAAGAUUCUCUUGAAGAAUAUGAGACCAGCACGAUAAAGACUGAUGUGGAUAAUCAGAAUGACACAAAACCCUAUACUUGUCCUUACUGCAGUAUGCGAUUUAUUAACAAUAGUGGAUUGGGAAGACAUGUACAAACACAUACAACAGCAUACCCUCUCUCUUGUCACAAGUGCAACAAAGGUUUCUUUACUAAGAAUGUUCAAAAAAGGCAUCUGAGAAAGUGUCGGGGCAAAACAGACUUUAUUCAAAACAGUCUCAGCCCAGCAACUGCCAUGUCUUCAGAAUCAAUAACUAAGGAAAAAAGUGCUGUCCUCGUGUUUGACAAAGGUUCAAAUACUACAGGGACAGGAGUUCUGCAGACCCAAUUCUCAUGCAAAGAUGGUAAUAAGAAACUACUGAGAAAGAUAGACCAGAGUUCAGGUCGCUCAGACAAACAAGCCAACAAGUACCAGUGUUCUGAAUGUGAUCAGAGCUUCACAGAUGGACUAAUGCUCAUCAGUCAUUUGGAGGACCAUGGCCGAGAAGAUCUUCUUAAAGAGAAGCCUUGCUGCAAAAUUUGUGGCAAGAAAUUUGAUAAACAAGGUGCGCUUACGCGACAUAUGAGUUCCCAACAUGGCGCAAAAAGCCCUAGUACUUGUGAAAUCUGCUUAAAACACUUCCGUUUUCCAUCUGACUUGGAAAAUCAUAAGUCAUGCCAUGAUCCCAGUCGACCUUUCUGCUGCUCUGUUUGUGAUUUGAGAUUCUGGACUCAGAAGUCCUUAAAUCUGCAUUUUACAAUGUCCCAUCACAAAGUUGAGAGUUUCACCUGCCAUCCAUGCAACAAAACUUACUUGACCAGGAAGUCAUAUGCUAGGCACAAUAAGGUGAAACAUGCUAAUGGCGUUAGAGCAAAUUCUGAUCAUGACAAAGGAAGUGGCUCCUCAGCAGAUCAAUUCGAUAUUGAAGUUGAUGUUGAUGAAGAGAGUGAUGUAAGUGUCAAGGAUGAAAAUGAGGCCAGCGAAGAUGACUCGGACUCUGCUCCAUAUUUUCCUUGUCAUGUGUGUGGAAAAACUUUCUCAACCUCAGAGAGCCUUGAGGAUCAUCAGCGUUGCCACCUGGGGGAAAAACCACAUGAGUGUGAAGAAUGUGGGAAAUGUUUCUUCCAGCUUGUAAACCUGCAACAACAUCAGCGAAGCCACAAGUCAGAAUUCCAGUGUCAGACAUGUGGAAGAGGCUUUGUCUCUCUCUUUGCGUUAAGGAAACACAAACAUUCACAUGGAAAGAACCGCCCUCAUCGUUGUUCAAAGUGCCAUCUGAGCUUCACAGGACCCUCACAACUUGCUGAACACAUGGCCACUCAUCGUGAUGAGAAUUUUCCCUGUGAUCUCUGUGACCGCACUUUCUCAUGUAAAAUAACCCGAGCAGAACAUCGCAAAACUCACAGUGAGCAGGAGGAAGAGCUCCCCCCAUUGAUUGAGUCAAAUACACCUCCUUUGACAUCACCUUCUUCCGCCUCAUCAUCUUCCUCUGGCAGUGGAGAUCCGACGGGCUUUAAGUAUCGCUGUGGAAUUUGCAAAAUGCGAUUUCGAGAUCCAGAACAACUCUCUGAACAUGGCUGUAAAGCUGCUAAGGAGCGUCCAUAUGUAUGCCCAGAAUGUGACAAGCACUUCUUGCAUGGUUCCCAUCUGAAGAAGCAUCAGCUCAGCCACCAGGUGUCAGGUCCAUACCGUUAUCAGUGCAAUCAAUGCCACAUGAAUUUCACCUAUCGUCAUCACUUCCUGAACCAUAUAAGACGUCAUGGAAAUGAGAAGGAAUCUGGAGAUGCUGAUGAAGAUGGAGAUGCAGUCCUAGCAAAAAACAGUGAUCCUGACAAUAUUUACCAAUGUCCAAUCUGCCCUCAGAGUUAUUCGCAGGCCAUGGAAUUGGCAGAUCAUCUCACUAUACAUUCUUUCACAUGCAAAGUUUGCAAUAUGACUUUUCCAUCAAAAACAGAACUGGCAAGCCAUGAGCAGUGUCACUUGACGGCCACAACCCAGUAUGAGUGCACAGAAUGUGGCGAAAGUUUUCUGGGCAGUGAUGCGUUCAGGCAGCACCAGUGUGCUCAGCGUCAACGUUUGUAUACUGAAAACAGGACGGGCCCAAAGUUGCAAUCCCCCACCUCCCAAAAGCAUUCCUCUAGGUCCUCAAGAACUGUUGAAGAGGAGGAGGAGGUUGAUGUUGGAGAGGACUUUUACAACUGUCCAGACUGCAAAAAGCGAUUCUCCUCUCAAGCAGAUCUUGGGGAGCAUCGGAAGAUGCAUCCAGAAUGCCGUCCCUACAAAUGUCAAGUCUGUGAGAAGGGCUUUGCGAAGAGGCGGUACCUCAACAAGCAUCAGCUUAUACACAAGCGACCCUUUCGCUGUGAUGCUUGUCCACAAUCAUUUGACUCUGAAAGUUCCCUUUUGUCUCACCAAAGAAUUCACGUCGACCGGCCCUUCCAGUGCUCUGUCUGUCACAAGUGCUACACCACAGCUCAGGAGCUGUCGAAACAUGAGAAAAAACAUACUGAACUGCAAGGGACUGGAGGGGCUCACCGCUGUGACAUGUGUUACAAGUCCUUUGGCCAUCUUUCACUCCUGAAGAAGCACCAAGAGACUCAUGUAGGUGAAGUGGUGUAUGAAUGUACAGAAUGUGACAAGGCAUUUGCUUUCUUUCACCUUCUGGAAGAGCACCAACGUACACAUGUACCCGAUUCAUUUUCAACUAGUUCAACUCUUGAAAAUCCAGACAUUGACCAAAUAUAAAAAGAUAUAUUAUCCAGCACUGUAAAAACAAAAUUCAGUUUCUUUUUAACAGAUGUAACUUUACCCCAUGUUGUGGCUAUUGAUGGCAGAUUUUACCCCAGUCGACGAACUUAAGGAGCUGAGAUGUUUAUAUUCAAUGCCUUUCUUGUACAGUACAUAUUCAGUGGUGUUGUGCUACUUUUCAUUACUCGUCAUUCAUUACUUAAUGUAUAUAAAAAUGUGUUGGGUGAAUUUUUGUUCUGGCUUGUCCAGUUGCACAGUGCAAAUUCUGAAGAUGAAUAACUUUUUUUUUUUAUGUAAAAUACAUUUUUAUAUCCCUUAACACAUGUAUUCAUCCUUUGUUCAUAGUCGGACCAUAGUCCAUUUGCUGUAUUAUUCUUCUCUGUUCCAUGUUCAUAACAACACAACGUAUGGGAACUUAACAUUUCAGUGUUAUUUGAGAUGUAUGUACUCGUCAAUAUUUGAGAUUACAUUCAGUUUGUUUAGACUCUUUUAUUCUCUCUUGAGAAUGUUUUGAUAUGCUGCCUUUGGUUCAGAGAUGUUAAAGCUGUUGAGCACUUCAAUAUUUAAUAUGAUCGUGAAAAGAUGGAUUUUAGGAUGGAGAAUUUUCAUGACUACAUUUGUAUUCUGAAUAGGCUACUGUUAGCCUGAUGUUUUUGUUCUUUUGUAUGACAUGAAUAUUGGUUGGAGGCCAGUUGGGAAAUAAAACGAAUAUCAUUCAAAUCA